Molecule: messenger RNA, 897 nt
Organism: Aspergillus vadensis CBS 113365
Lineage: Eukaryota; Fungi; Ascomycota; Eurotiomycetes; Eurotiales; Aspergillaceae
Exons: 4
Coding region: 1-897 (298 amino acids)
Source: RefSeq, a predicted model, not a curated record
AUGAAUGAAGAAGUUCCUCAAGAUGAUGCCAAUACAACUACCGCUCCAAGGGCGCUGGUUAUUUGCGGCGUUCUACUGCUUAUAGCGCUCGCUUUGUAUGUUCUUCGAAUUUACACGCGCUUCCGUCGAGUUUAUAAAAUCCGAGCCGAGGAUCUCAUAAUAUCGCUAGCAGUGGCCUUGGAGAUAGUAGCAUACUCCAUGAUGGCUGCGGCAGCUUCCUAUGGCCUUGGUCGACACGACAAAUUUGUUACACCAGGCAACAGAGCCCAGGCCCUGCGCUUCGUCUUCACAUACGAAAUGACGGUAUCUAUUCAACUCGCAGCAGCGCUCGCUUCGACCAUCUGUCUCUUUAUCCAGUGCAGACCCUUACGUGCCAUGUGGGAUGUCGUCCCCGACGCUAGAUGCUGGGCGCCGCCUCAGCUGCAUAUAUAUGGCUUUGUGUAUACUGGUAUCGGCAUCCUUACCGACGUCAUAUUCGUUAUCAUGCCAUUACCCAUAAUCUGGCGACUACAUCGACCUUUACGAGAGAGGCUCAUAAUCGCGUUCCUCUUGUCUCUGAUCCUCUGUGCUACGGCUGCCGCUAGCGUAAAGCUCUACUAUGUACGAGUCAUUGUGCUUGAAGGAGAGCAGCUCCGGUCACUAGUGGCGCCAACGUUAUGGAGCAGAAUCGAAGAGAUCGCCCUUAUUGCUGCCGCUUGUGCACCUUCGUUAAAGUCCUCGACUGAAGAUGGUCUACGCCAGUGUUGGCAUUGUUGUGCAAGACAUCGUCAGCAAGAGCGAUCGAGCAGUUGUGUAUCUGAAUCGGACCGUUCCAGUUUACGCGCCUUUUUGGAUCAGUAUGUGUCUGCGUCACUGCGUGUGCCGGAGCGGGCGUACCGGAAACUUGAGGGAGUCUGA